AUGUCUACAUUGUUUCGGCCGGCCCGCACAUUAAUGCACCCUUCUACCAGCUCAAAAAUCCCGAGAUUAUUCUUGCAACUUCCUCCGACUUAUCGAUCGUUCCAUGCCUCCCCACGAACUCAGUCUCUCGAUUCUGUAUUAAUAGCUACACAUGGGGUUUUAGAAGGACUACACUCUUUUACUGGCCUCCCAUGGGCUUUUACACUACCUCUCACUGCUUUAGCUAUUCGGACUGUCCUUAUCUUCCCACUCGGCAUCAAUUCACGACGAGCUGCGCAAAAACAAAUCGACUUAAUGCCCCUCAUGAAUGCAUGGCAACAUCAAUUUAGAAAACAAUCAAUACAAGAGGUUGGCCAUUUAGGGCCGGAUGCGGCAAACCAGUUUGUUAAGGACAAAAUGAAUAAGAAGAAGAGUGAACUCUAUUCAAGACACAAUUGUGGUACUUGGAAACAUUAUCUGCCAUUUUUGCAAUUGCCCGUCUGGAUGAUCGCUGUAGAGACGAUUCGAAAAAUGUGCGGCGCGCAUGAUGGAUUAUUGAAAUGGAUCGAAUCGCUGUUCACAUCGAGUAAAGCAAAUGAGGCAACGGCUACCACGGAUCUUGACCUGGGCUCUCUACUAUUAGAGCCAACCUUCGCGACAGAAGGGGCAUUGUGGUUUCCCAAUCUUCUCAUUUCGGAUCCAUUGUUGAUACUACCUUUCAUGCUCUCUGGGUCCAUUCUAUUGAAUCUCACAAGCCAGGGGAAACCUAAGAGUGUAUUCAUGAGGAGAUUAAUGAAUUCGUUGAAGGUAGUCGCUCUUGCAAUUAUCCCACUUACAUUGCAGAUGCCGAGUGCAAUGUUGGUGUAUUGGACAUCUUCCUCUUUACUUGCUUUUGGACAAGCCAAGAUGUUGGAUGUUUUUAUGCCGAUUAGAAAACCUGUAGUACCAUGUAAAGGGGGCCAGCCUGUUAGAUAUGCAGGUACCAGGGAGAGGAGUUAA
Botrytis sinoallii is the source of this 978-nucleotide messenger RNA. RefSeq lists its product as uncharacterized. Gene Ontology annotation, molecular function: membrane insertase activity. Gene Ontology annotation, cellular component: mitochondrial inner membrane. The transcript has a single exon. The record is from RefSeq and is a predicted model, not a curated record. Lineage: Eukaryota; Fungi; Ascomycota; Leotiomycetes; Helotiales; Sclerotiniaceae. The coding region runs from base 1 to 978 and encodes 325 amino acids. Gene Ontology annotation, biological process: mitochondrial respiratory chain complex IV assembly; protein insertion into mitochondrial inner membrane from matrix.